UUGUCCAGUGGUAUACUGUGCUGUCAUUCGUACAGUAUAUGAACCAUAUACCGUAUGUAAACAUGUCACGAGCAGGCACGAAACUCGACUCGAAGAAAGUUAACUCUGAAUUAUUUACGUUGACGUAUGGUGCAUUGGUGGCCCAAUUGCUAAAAGAUUACGAAAAUGUUGAGGAUGUGAAUAAGCAAUUAGAAAGAAUGGGUUACAAUAUGGGAAUUCGUCUAAUAGAAGAUUUUCUAGCACGUACUGGAUCUGGUCGUUGUUAUGACUUUAGAGACACAGCAGAAAAGAUACAGACUGGCUUCAAGAUAUUCUUGGGUAUAACACCGACGAUUGCAAAUUGGAGCGCUGCUGGGGAUGAGUUUUCUUUAUGCUUUGAAGCAAAUCCGUUAACCGAAUUUGUAGAAUUACCGGAUCACUGUUUAAAUCUAAAGUAUUGUAAUAUAUUAAUUGGAAUACUUAGGGGAGCUUGUGAAAUGGUGCAGAUGGAGAUUGCCUGUUGGUUUAUACAAGAUCAGCUUAAGAAUGAUAAUGUAAAUGAAUUACGUGUUAAAUUUAUUAAAAGGUUAGAGGAUGCCAUUCCAGCGGGUGAAGAUUAGAUAAUUUUAUGUUAUUGGAGGAACAAAUAAUUGAAGCCAACCUAUGACUCUAGCUUUUAUGGAUGAAAACAAUUUAUGUUAUAGAAUAUGCAUAAUACUUUAUAAAAAAUUAUAAUCUUUCGUUAUGUAUAGUAAACAAAGCUAGCAUUAUGUAGGUGAAUUUUGUGGUGUUUAUAUAUAUACAUAAUAUAUAUACUUAUUUAUA
Molecule: messenger RNA, 804 nt
Organism: Hylaeus volcanicus
Lineage: Eukaryota; Metazoa; Arthropoda; Insecta; Hymenoptera; Colletidae
Gene: Bet3
Product: trafficking protein particle complex subunit 3
Exons: 2
Coding region: 39-599 (186 amino acids)
Biological process (GO): intra-Golgi vesicle-mediated transport; endoplasmic reticulum to Golgi vesicle-mediated transport
Cellular component (GO): cis-Golgi network membrane; cytosol; TRAPP complex
Source: RefSeq, a predicted model, not a curated record